ACACACUUGAUCUUAGCCAAAAGGCCGAAGAAAUACUUGCUCUCGUACAGUCGCCAUGACAUAACUGAGUAGUACGCUUAUGUGCAGUCACUAUGAUCUCGUCUCCGCCCCACGAGUUGUGAUGCCUGAUCAGUAUUUGCAGUAGCUCCUCCCCGAACACUCGCAUCCAUUGCUGGCAUGAUGAGUCAAGAGGAGGAGGUGGUCAUCGUGUGUGCUGCCAGAACCCCGAUCGGUAAGAACAUUCGGAUUGGUUCCUUCAAUGGCAGUUUAUCUGGCCUGGCUGCACAUCAGCUAGCUUCAGUGGUGAUAAAAGAAGUCCUGAAGAGAGGAAACAUCAAACCAGAAGAUGUGUCUGAAGUAAUUUUAGGCCAGGUUUUGACUGCAGGCCAAGGACAGAAUCCUGCUCGUCAGGCUAGCAUCAGUUCGGGAAUCCCAUAUCUGGUGCCUGCAUGGAGUUGUCAGAUGAUUUGUGGCUCUGGCCUGAAAGCAGUCUGUCUUGCAACACAAGCCAUCAUGACGGGCAGCUCCAAUAUUGUGGUAGCAGGAGGCAUGGAGAGCAUGAGCAAGACUCCGCAUGUGGCACUUUUGAGAACUGGAGUCAAAGUGGGUGAUGUAUCACUUCAAGAUAGCAUGCUUUGUGAUGGUCUGAUGGAUGCAUUUCACGGUUACCACAUGGGAAUUACAGCUGAGAAUGUGGCCAAAAAAUGGAAUAUUAGUCGAGAAGAACAGGACAAGUUUGCUGUACAAUCCCAGAGAAGGACUGAGAGGGCACAAAAAGCAGGAUUUUUUGACAACGAAAUCGUACCCGUCUCUGUCCCAACAAGAAAAGGCUCUUUUGAAGUAUCAGCUGAUGAAUUUCCUCGUCACGGCAGUAGUUAUGAAGUGAUGUCAAAACUGAAGCCAUGUUUUUUAGACGAUGGAACUGGCAGUAUCACAGCUGCUAAUGCAUCAGGCAUAAGUGAUGGAGCAGCAGCUGUAAUUCUGAUGAAGAAAUCAGAAGCUCUUAAAAGAAAUUUGAUGCCUUUGGCACGUGUUGUAUCCUGGGCACAAGCUGGAUUGGAUCCUGCUAUAAUGGGAACUGGCCCUAUACCAGCAAUAAGGAAUGCAGUGGAUAAAGCUGGCUGGACAUUGGAUGAAGUUGAUCUGUUUGAAAUUAAUGAAGCUUUCGCUGCACAGUCAAUUGCUGUUGUCAAGGAGCUUGGUUUAAACCCAGAAAAGGUAAACAUCCAAGGUGGUGCUAUUGCUUUAGGUCACCCAUUGGGAAUGUCUGGGUGCCGUAUCCUGGUCACACUUCUCUACAGUUUGGAGAGAACAGGAGGAAAGCGUGGGAUCGCUGCUUUGUGUAUUGGUGGAGGAAUGGGAAUAGCAAUAUGUGUUGAAAGGCAAUGAAUCAGAUCUGUGCUUUGAUGGCAGGAAACCUUGCACACAUAGCACUGCACAUAAGUGAGCGUGUAAUUUACACAGCUGCCUUGCCAUUAUAGAAUGAAAGAGUGAUUGCAAAUUGUUGUUAAUGAUUUGAUUAUACUCCUUCAAUAUAUUUUCCCCAAAUUUGCUUUGUUAUUGAGUCUGCAGUGCAUGCAAUUAUUAAUGUGUAAUUAAAAAGCGCUACGUAAUGAGAAAAAAGAAAUGCUGUCAAGUGUAAAUAGUGACAAAUAGCAUAAUCUUAUUACCAAAGUUUGCCAUCAACAUCUCCACUAGUAUCUCAAAAUUUGUACUGGAAGAACAAAUUCUACUCAUCACAGAACAUUAUGUUGUUUAUGGUAAGGACCCUUUUUAGUAGGGCAAUGUGUGUUUUUGUGACUUUCCACUUUGAAAUUGGUUAACAAUAAAUGGUAAUUAUCCUAUACAUGCUGCAUAGAGCAUGUACCUUGGAUGCAAAGAAAAUGGGGAAAGAAUUGAAACAAGUAACAACAAAUAAUUAGGGUCUGGAACGAAAUGAGUGAACCAAAAGAAAUCUGAGAGGACAAAUUGUAAAAUGCAUUAUUGGACGUGAUUGUCACUGAAUCAGAAUAUGCAGCCAAGUAAACAAUAUUUCUGAUCAGCAAAUUUAAUUUAUUAUGAAUUACUGUAGAUUAGAUCACUUUUACAUGCAGGUAGCAGUUGUCUUUGUUUCUGAAUUCCAUCAAUUAAAAAAAUGACUGAA
Molecule: messenger RNA, 2143 nt
Organism: Stegostoma tigrinum
Lineage: Eukaryota; Metazoa; Chordata; Chondrichthyes; Orectolobiformes; Stegostomatidae
Gene: acat2
Product: acetyl-CoA acetyltransferase 2
Exons: 9
Coding region: 178-1389 (403 amino acids)
Biological process (GO): fatty acid beta-oxidation
Molecular function (GO): acetyl-CoA C-acetyltransferase activity
Source: RefSeq, a predicted model, not a curated record